Mesorhabditis spiculigera is the source of this 549-nucleotide messenger RNA. NCBI's taxonomy places the organism in Eukaryota, Metazoa, Nematoda, Chromadorea, Rhabditida, Rhabditidae. The record is from the annotation of a GenBank genome assembly.
AUGGGUGUCUUGCUGCUUGGAAUCUCCAUAAUGGUUAUGAGGCCAACAUCUUCAGAAUUCACGAAGGUUUUCCAUGAGAACAGGAUCGGGCAUCCAAAAGUUCUGGACGAAAUGCAAACCAUCACCAAACGGAAAAGUCGCUAUCACCGCAGCGCUCAUCAUCUCACCUUACUUGUGAAGACCGACUGCCGUGAAUGGUCUUCGAAAUUUUCUGAAAAAUGGAGAAUCGAUACGCACACCGGGAUGGCUCUACAGCAUCGAGACAUCAAAAGGAUUAUCAAAAUCCCUCGAAAUGAAGAAGCGACUCCAAGCCGUCAGGGUGACCAUGAGAAGUUUGGUGGCGGUCCGCGACCCGCAUUAAUGCCCCGAUCUGGCCAGACACAAUUUCCGGUUUCGAAAAGCCGUCCUUGCAGUCUCGAUUUACCACAUGGAAAAAAACGUCUCGAGUACGCUUGGGGGGCGCAAAUGUCGAAUUCGCAAGUGGUUGGCAUCCUGCCGGACGUAACCGCGGGUCCCUCUUCUGUCGGCGCAAUUUCACCAUUAUUCGAC